Messenger RNA from Rhipicephalus sanguineus (brown dog tick), 1060 nucleotides. Its product is annotated as probable serine carboxypeptidase CPVL. The record is from RefSeq and is a predicted model, not a curated record. Gene Ontology annotation, biological process: proteolysis. Gene Ontology annotation, molecular function: serine-type carboxypeptidase activity. The coding region runs from base 1 to 858 and encodes 285 amino acids. Lineage: Eukaryota; Metazoa; Arthropoda; Arachnida; Ixodida; Ixodidae. The transcript has 3 exons.
AUGUACGUGGAUUGCCGGCAAACAAUGAGCUCCGCAGUGGAAAGUACACUCUACGCAGGAAAGUACAUCCCAUCGAUUGGUGCCCUCCUCCAUGAGUCCAGGGACCAGCUCCGGGUGCCAAUCAACUUGAAGGGAAUCGCUGUGGGCAACGGUAUGACAGACCCCAUUACCAUCCUUAUCUACGGGGACUUCUUGUAUUACAUCGGGCUCUUGGACAAGGGUCAAGCGACUUACAUGCGAGAAGGGUGCGAUCGAGUGGCGAGCAUGAUCCGUGAGGAGGACUACCUGAGCGCCAGUAUGCUAGCGACUUCUCUUUUCUUAGGCACAAUCGCUGGAACGCCCACGUUCUUUGGAAACGUCACGGGAUACGAAUACGCCUACAACUAUCUACUCACAGAGAAACCCGAAUCGCACUCACGCUACAAGACGUUCCUUAAGACCCCUACUGCGCGCGAAGCACUCCACGUUGGGCAAGUGGAAUACGACGGCAAAUCAACGGAAGUCGCGCUAUACCUUGCCGCAGACAUUAUGAAGUCUGUCAAGGACAACUUGGCCCUGCUGGCGGACAAUUACAAGGUGUUAAUGUACAGCGGUAAUCUCGACAUCACUGUCCCAUCCGUUGCAACCGAGACCCUCAUGUACACCCUGCCAUGGUCGGGCAACGAGGAAUGGUCGAACGCCGAGAAGAAAAUCUGGCGCUCACCCGACGGUGAAAGCGUGCGAGGCUACGCCAAGAACGCAAAGAACUGCACGCUUGUCAUCGUCAGGGACGCAGGUCACAUUCUUCCAUACGACCAGCCAGAGGCGGCGUACGAUAUGAUCACCAGAUACAUGAACGACGAGCCGUUUGCGGAGUAGACCACGCACGUUAAUGACAAAUUCACGGACGAGCGUGUUACCCAAAGGCCGCCGUUUCGAUGGGACAAGAGACAUUAGGUUCUUGCCAGGGGCUGCGAUAUCUUCUUUUACUAGUACUAAAGCGUGAGUGUGCGUGUGUGUGUGUGCUUUUCGGGUAGCUUGCCCUGCGGUAUAUAUGUGGACAUAAAUAAAAACUGCUGAU